AUGCUCCUCACCGGCAUCGCCUGGGGCAUCGCCUACACGGACACGGUCGGCGCGACGGUGCGGCUCACCCUGCUGUUCGUCUUCGUGCACUUCCUGGCCGCGUCGCUGCUGGUGGCGACGGCGGCGUUCUUCCUGGUGGGCCGGCUGCUCGGACCGGGCAUUGCGGGAUUGCCGGGGCGGAGGAGACGGCAGGGGCUGUUUACGCAGGCGGGGGAGGGGGAACAGUUGGAAUUCGGGUAUUGUUUUGAUGUCGCUAUACGAGCGUUCUUUCCGGUCUGGGUAUGGUUGUACGUCAUGCAAUUUAUCCUUUGGCCGCUGAUAGCGAGGGACAACUGGGUAUCUAUGUUCUUUGGGAACACUUUGUACCUAGUAGCGUUGGGCUACUAUACCGUCAUCUGCUUCCUGGGAUACAACGCUCUACCUUUCCUUCACCACACCGAGCUCCUUCUCUCUCCCUGUUUUGUGUAUGCUAUACUUUGGUUCGCCAGCCUCUUCGGCUUCAACAUAGCGAAGCACGUCGGUCCUCUGCUGAUAACGGGGGCUGGAUGA
Molecule: messenger RNA, 549 nt
Organism: Letharia columbiana
Lineage: Eukaryota; Fungi; Ascomycota; Lecanoromycetes; Lecanorales; Parmeliaceae
Exons: 4
Coding region: 1-549 (182 amino acids)
Cellular component (GO): Golgi membrane
Source: RefSeq, a predicted model, not a curated record